AUGGACAAGCCAGUGAAACUUGCGAAGGUAUAAUAUGAAAAUUCUAACUAUUUGCCGAACGUUAAAGUACUUUAACCGCACAAAUAUUUUCAAUGCGUUCUUUGGAAGAGUUUGCAACAUAACAUUAGCAAUUGUAAGGCUUCAAUGUAAAACUAUCAUCAUUUGAUUUCGCAGUGCACGUAAACACAAGACUCUUCGAUCAGCUUUUGAAGGAGAAGCUUACUCUUUAUUCUUGAGAUAACUGCAUUUCGAGAAACAAUAGCCGAUCUCAAGUGUUUUUAAUCGUAAAUUUUUAGGUGACAAAAUGUUUGGGCCGAACGGGAUCCCAAGGACAGUGUACUCAGGUGAGGGCUUUUGAAAAAUUAUGGAUAGUUUCAAACGUCGUUUUGCUACUUCCCAAAAUCAGUUGAUCGAAUUAUAUUCAACUUAAGUACGGUAGUAGCACGUUUGAAACUAUGUUGUCUUUAAACAAAAUUAUUUCCUUGACUUAAUGUUAGAAUAAUUAAGCUUACAUUUUGUAUGAGUGUUUGGAUAAGGCAAGUGAUGAACUUUCAUAGGUUUGAUUGGCCACUGUAUGGCUUAUCAAUUUCCUCCUUGUCUUAACAAUGCUUUGUAAAGCAGAGAAUUUGAGAUAGCAGGUAUCAAACCCAGUCGCUUUGGGUCGGAAGGUUAUUCUUUAAUAACGCAUGUACAAGAAUAAUAAAAAUGACCUUACCAUUAUUCUUACACCGAUGCCAGCAUAAAGCUUUCUGGCUAUAAGCCAGUAAGCUCAAAAAACAGAAGGGUUUUAUCAAAGCAAUGUCAAACCAGCUUCACUACCACCACACUAACUUUAUAUCAGGGUUUCCAGACUAAAAUUCCAUUACCAUAUUUUUUUGCUUACAAGGUGCAGCAUUUUUUAACAAAAGUUUGCUUGAUAGCUCUAAAUCUGUUGUAAUUUCAGGGUGCAUCUUACAACCGGGUACCUUCGUGCAACAAAGCAAAAUUGGGUCAAAUUUUUUACUCUAACAGCUCUAGCUGCUCAUCCUCUUCUUUGUUAUCGGUUUUCAAUGACUUCUACAUCUUCUAAAGCUGGUAUUUAACGACGAACGAAUCAUUAAGUCAUCUGGCAUAGAUCGUUUUGAACUGAACGUUGAUGCUGGGUAACCAGGUGACUUUUUGAGCACAUGCUUGACCCAUGAUGACGGUUUGUUACAGCCAUUUCUAAGCUGCGAUCUUGCACUUGUUUCAGACCUUUAUUUUUUUUAGAAAGCUCCCAAAUCUCUAACAGACCUGACCUCUUUAUAGCCGGGUAUUUUUGCUUAAUUUUCAGUUUGUUAGAAAAAUCACGUUGAAAAGUGUGGGCUGCAUCUUAUAACGGAGUGCACCUUAUAAACAAAAAAUAUGGUACUUUGCUGUCAGAAAAUGAUUUAGAUGAACUUAUCAGAGUCAUAAUUUUUUUUCAAUCUUCUUGAUUCUUUAUCAUGUUGGCUCUAGUCAGUUUACAGCAGACUCGCAUUCCAGUUUAUUGUUAUAUUGAUACAGGUCUCAUUACAUAGGCCACAUAUUUAUGAUACAUGAUACAUUUCUGUGCUGUACUAGACUAGUCCCCACUCCUUGUUGAUGCACAAGAGCGUACAGCUAACAAGUGACAAAGUGUUAGUUAGCAUGCAUUAUUGUGUCCAUCAUCUUGAAUAAGACAAAAAUAUAUUGUAUCAUAAUAUCACCAUAUAUUGUUCAAAAUAAAAUUGAUAUUCUGUGGUUGGAAGAAAUUUUACAGGUCACCAAUGCAUUCAGUAUAUCAUUGCAGCCCUAACUAGAACUAGGCAUAUUGUGUUUGGAUUUGUUGCGUAUUAACUUGUUCCCUGGGAAAUGUCCUGGAUGGAAGGUGAAACUCAAUUGUUGUACCUUUCAGGUUCGAGUGGAGUUUCUUGAUGAUACAAAUCGAUCCAUCAUCCGUAAUGUAAAAGGUCCUGUCCGUGAGGGAGACAUCUUGACAUUGCUGGAAUCAGAGCGAGAAGCUAGAAGACUAAGAUAG
Messenger RNA from Porites lobata, 2017 nucleotides. The record is from the annotation of a GenBank genome assembly. Lineage: Eukaryota; Metazoa; Cnidaria; Anthozoa; Scleractinia; Poritidae.